AUGGCUCCAGUACUCAGUGCGCGCGCAGAAAAAGUAGCACGAAUCCUCAAGACGCGGUUCGACCAUGACGGGCGGUACUUUCUCGACGCCUACGUUGGCUCGGGCAUACAGGCCGACGUCUUUCGCAUCAAAAAGCAUGGUUCCGACAUUCCAGGGCCCGACCGCGUCGCCGUCAAGGUUCCGGCCAUGCCCGAGUUGCGAACAGCCAAGUCGGAAAUGAUACCAGAGAAAGAAGCUUUAAGGUUGUUCUCGGGUGCCAUGCAUGUGGUACAGAUUCUAGACAUGAGAGAAAACGUUGUCGGUGCCGACCCCUUGAGCCGAGAUAUCAAAGACGCCCCCAUGAUGCCGGUUUCGGGCUGGAUGUAUCUCGAGUGGCUAGAUAAUGGCACACUGCACUCGUUUCUGCAGAAAGCGAGGGAUGUGGAACGACCAGUGCCGAAUCGACUCUUGUGGAGGAUCUUCAUGUGUUAUAUUCGUAUGAUUACUGCCAUGGCUUGGAGCAAAGUACACGUCAGUGGCACGCAUCAGCUAGAAGAAAUACAAAGCAAUAUACCGGAUAUGAUACACUUUAAUUCGGAUAUGCAUAGUCAAAAUAUGGUUUUUGGCGACUUUGAUCCCAAUAGCCCGCAUCUCGAGCAUCGCCUAUCGCCCAUGUUGAAGAUGAUAGACUUGGGCUACAUCGCACGGAAAAAGACAGCAAACGAAGCAAUAUGGAAGCACAACGUCGGUGAACUUAUAUGGCAAGUUGGCAACGAAAUGAAGACUAUUGUAUUGGCCGGUGCCAGAAUCUCGCUAGAGGAUAAGAACCUGGACUCGGAUCUCAUCAAGAUUGUGCGAUGGUGCGAAGAUCCUUCGUCUUCCAAACGUCCAAGUUUGCAGGAUCUUCACGAGUGGGUAGGCAGAGCUAUUACGGGCCGAGACGCCGACUGGUAUAAAAAGGAGAUGCCGGAUCCUUGGGCAAACUCCCUCGAGGAGGACGAUGCCGUUAGGCAAUACGUUGUAGAGCUCAUUGUUAAUGCGAGCACCGAGGAGGCCAAGGGACCGUGA
This is a messenger RNA of Pestalotiopsis fici W106-1, 1047 nucleotides long. RefSeq lists its product as uncharacterized. Gene Ontology annotation, molecular function: protein kinase activity; ATP binding. NCBI's taxonomy places the organism in Eukaryota, Fungi, Ascomycota, Sordariomycetes, Amphisphaeriales, Sporocadaceae. Bases 1 to 1047 code for a protein of 348 amino acids. The record is from RefSeq and is a predicted model, not a curated record. Gene Ontology annotation, biological process: protein phosphorylation. The transcript is spliced from 6 exons.